CCCUCGCGCAACAACGAAGACCCAAUGCAGCCAAAAAAAAAAAUGAAAAUCCAUUGUCCACCUUCUUUCCUCUGUGUGCUGGUGGCUGACCUCUACAAACUGUACCAUCUGGGCUUCCUUGCCUUCUGGCUUCCAGUUGGGAUCAGCUGAUGAGAGACACUGAUGGGUAUCAGAGGACCAGUGGUCAUGUAGGAAAUCGUAAAUCAUGUGAAGAUGGGACUCUUGGUAUUUGUACGCAAUCUGCUGCUAGCCCUCUGCCUUUUUCUGGUACUGGGAUUUUUGUAUUAUUCUGCGUGGAAGCUACGUUUAUUCCAGUGGGAGGACUCCAAUUCAGUGGUUCUUUCCUUUGACUCCGCUGGACAAACACUAGGCUCAGAAUAUGAUCGGUUGGGCUUCCUCCUGAAGUUGGACUCUAAACUGCCUGCUGAGUUAGCCACCAAGUACGCAAACUUUUCAGAGGGAACUUGCAAGCCUGGCUAUGCUUCAGCCUUGAUGACUGCCAUCUUCCCCCGGUUCUCCAAGCCAGCACCCAUGUUCCUGGAUGACUCCUUCCGCAAGUGGGCUAGGAUCCGGGAAUUUGUGCCGCCUUUUGGGAUCAAAGGUCAAGAUAAUCUGAUCAAAGCCAUCUUGUCCGUCACCAAAGAGUACCGCCUGACCCCUGCCUUGGACAGCCUCAGCUGCCGCCGCUGCAUCAUCGUGGGCAAUGGAGGUGUCCUUGCCAACAAGUCUCUGGGGUCACGAAUUGAUGACUACGACAUUGUGGUCAGACUGAACUCAGCACCAGUGAAAGGCUUUGAGAAGGACGUGGGCAGCAAGACUACGCUGCGCAUCACCUACCCUGAGGGUGCCAUGCAGCGGCCCGAGCAAUACGAACGGGAUUCUCUCUUUGUCCUCGCUGGCUUCAAGUGGCAGGACUUCAAGUGGUUGAAAUACAUCGUCUACAAGGAGAGAGUGAGCGCGUCAGAUGGCUUCUGGAAAUCUGUGGCCACUCGGGUGCCCAAGGAACCCCCUGAGAUUCGCAUCCUCAACCCAUAUUUCAUCCAGGAAGCCGCCUUCACCCUCAUCGGACUGCCUUUCAACAACGGCCUCAUGGGCCGCGGGAACAUCCCGACCCUCGGCAGUGUGGCAGUGACCAUGGCACUACACGGCUGCGAUGAGGUGGCAGUUGCAGGCUUCGGCUACGACAUGAGCACACCCAAUGCGCCCCUGCACUACUAUGAGACCGUGCGCAUGGCAGCCAUCAAAGAGUCCUGGACGCACAACAUUCAGCGAGAGAAAGAGUUUCUGCGGAAGCUGGUGAAAGCGCAUGUCAUAACUGACCUAACCAGUGGCAUCUGAGGUGGACCCAGCACGCGGCCACAGAAGUCCAGCCACCGCCACCUGCCCACUUCAUUGGCCUCGGUCUGGCUCUGCCUGAGAGGUGUGGGAGCCUUCAGACCCAGAGAAGGACAGUGCCAAGUGGCCCCAGGGGUGGUGAGGCCUUGGUGGGGCAGCCAGAGUUGUGUCUGCUCAGAGCCCAGCCUCAGAGACCAGCACUAGGCCUCACUCUCAGCCUGGGUCCUUGAAGCCAGAGGGCCAGGAGGCCACUGGCCAUGCCCAGCGGGCCCAGCAUGCAGGAGGCGGACAUUAGGCAGCAAGGCUGCUGCCAGAAUCAUUUCUCCAAUCAGUGUUCAGUGUAUUAUCAUUUUGUGAAUUUGGGGUGGGGGGAGGGUAGGGAUAAUUUAUUUUUCAAUAAGGUUGGAGAUGUCAAGUUUGGUCUACUGACCGUGCAGAAGACCCACUAAAGGGCCCCUCAGGCAGUGGUACCAAUGGGCUCCCUGUAGAGUGGGAGUGCCAGGACUAGCCUGUGCCCUGCUCUGGGGCUACAGGGAGAUGGGCAGGAUCUCAGGCCAGCCCCUUCCGGCUCAUGACACUGUUUGGCCUUUCUUGGGGAGCAGAUGAGAUAGUCCCACUCAGCAGCCCCCAGCUGUCCCACAGAGAAACGCUGGCGCCAUCCUUUAAGCCAACAAGACGCCCCUGGGCUUGAGUGGAGAGAACUUCAGAGCUCGGGCGGUGAGGCCUGGCCCAACCUGAUGGGAAUGCCCCUCCCCCCCCAGCUGCCGCCGACCCAGAGGACAGUGCCCCAGGCCUGGGGUGACAACGUGGCAGCUGUUCUGGGUUUCAGCAGUGAGACUGCCAGGUCUUUGGGUUCUGCCUUUAGCCUGGACCAGAGGGAAGCGAGGCUCAAGGACCUCACCCAGGCUGUGGCAGGCAUCCUGAGCAGCCAUCAUGGAAGCAAUAAAGCUCUGCCCUGAACCUGGCCUCCUCUUGCUUCCUCUGACUUUCCUGGAAGAAACGGGAACCUGGGGCCUCAGCAAGUAUGCUAAACCCAAGGGCCAUCUCUCCAGCCCUCCUGGGUCCCUUUCACUUCUCAUGUUAGCU
Aethalodelphis obliquidens (Pacific white-sided dolphin) is the source of this 2421-nucleotide messenger RNA. It is a transcript of the gene ST3GAL3, whose product is annotated as ST3 beta-galactoside alpha-2,3-sialyltransferase 3. NCBI's taxonomy places the organism in Eukaryota, Metazoa, Chordata, Mammalia, Artiodactyla, Delphinidae. The coding region runs from base 214 to 1338 and encodes 374 amino acids. Gene Ontology annotation, molecular function: sialyltransferase activity. The record is from RefSeq and is a predicted model, not a curated record. The transcript has 12 exons.